AUGAGGAGGUUUAUAAUGAAAAGCAAAGAGAGCAAGCAGAAUCUGGAACUAGUUGAGAAGCUUAAAAAACAGAUAAUUUACGGCUGUGGUGGUGGUCUCUGCAUAGGAAUAUUCUGUAAGCUAUCAGACAUUGAAAGCAUUUCAGAUGAAAUAGUAGAAUUACUCUUAGAAUACGAUGACUAUUUCACAUGCGAGUCACUGUACUUUAUACACGGCAGAGCAGCCCACACAGCACAGCAAGAGAGUAAGUAUUAUAGCACAAGAAUUGGUCUGCACCCGAACAUGAGUGUAGCACUGCUCCCACAGGCAGUAAAGAAACAAAUGAAUGAAUUGAGCAAUGUCCAAAACUCAGCUGGGAAGAUUAUAUCUCACAUAAACACUGCCCAGAAUAUAUUGAAGUAUUUCUAUAUGUCUCUUAAAAGCACGGGGCAGUCUUCAUAUUCUUGCAGUCCAAUAAUGCACAGGGAAUUUGGGGUUCCUCUUUCUUUAGUACAAGAAAAUUUCUUAUUACUGCCAAAACCUUACACUGAUGAAAACUCAAAAAAAGAAUAUUUAAGAAUGGAGCUAGCGCGGGUGAUUCAUAAGAAAAAAGCAAAAACAGAAGCAAUUGUUCUUCAAGGACUGUUCUAUCACGAAUUAAAUAGGCUGAAGGCAGGGUACUCUAUACACACAACCAUUAGGAUAAUCAAACUAUUUAAUGCGGUGAAGGAGUGUGUUAAGUUUGAGAAGAAAUACUUCAUUAGGUUUUUAGAGUCAAUUGAGAUGCUCUGCCAGGUGACUAAAGCUGAAAAUAUUCUGUGCAUGGACCGGUGUAAUAAAAUGCUGGGCGGGUUCAGCUACAAAAAGGUUCCAGAGUGUGGAUUUAAAGAGCACGAAGAGUUUCCUGUCAUUACUCGGCCCAUCCCAGUGAAAGAAUUAUGCUCAAGAGUUAUUGAAGAGUGUCCUUUAUGCAAUGAAACUUUGAAGGACUGCGAAUAUCCUCACUGUGACUCUCUGUGCUAUGCGUCUAACAAACUCUGCAUAAACGAGCUAAUUGAUCUAAUUAAGAGUCUUAUUAUUGUGAUAGACAAUACCAGUGUGAUAAAUAUGAGAGAGGGAACUCUUCUUCUAGCAAUACUUAAGAGUCUUAAAGGGCUUUACGAGUUUUCUGUUGAAACCGGCCUUAUACACCACUCUAUGUUUGUUAACAGAAGGUUUUCUCGGCUACUAAACUACAAGGCCGAAGUGCGCUACCACAAAGAGAGAAGCCACAGUAUUUUUGAUUUUCCAUUUAUACUUGACAUGCCAGCCAAGUCUGAUUUAAUUCAAAUAGAGAACACCGACAGAAUGAAGGCAGAAUUACAAGAUGCCUUUUUCCGGUCAAUGUUUGAAGGGCAGGUAGAUCCGUAUCUUAAUCUUGAGGUGGGGAGAGAAUCUGUUGUAGAGGACUCAUUGAGACUUCUGGAGUCCCUUGAAGAAGGGACCGCGUGGAAACAGUUAAAGAUAAAAUUUGUGGGUGAAGAUGGAAUAGACUCAGGAGGUAUUAAAAAAGAAUUCUUUCAAAUUCUUAGUCAGAAGACUCUUGGUGAGUGGGAUAUUUUCCGGGAGAGCAAUGGGUGCCUUUGGUUUAACCAUUUUUCUGAUGAAGAGCUAGAAAAAAGAAAAACACAGUAUAAAAUUCUUGGAAGCAUUCUUGGAUUAGCUGCAUACAACGGAGCUGUUCUUUGCUUUUACUUCCCGCAAGUAUUUUAUAAAAGGCUUCUGGGCUAUUCUGGGACAUUUGAGGACUUAAAAACAGUUGAACCCACGAUAUACCAGACACUUACACAGAUAAAAGAAAUGAGUCCAGAAGAGGUUUCUUCUCUUUCUCUUGAGUAUACACUAAACGGCAAAGUACAUGAGGUAUCCCAUCACAAUAUAGAAGAGUUCACUCAGGUGUAUUGUAAGGAACUUCUAGAAACUCGGCUAGAACCGGCAUUUGCACUAAUUAAAGAAGGUCUUUGGAGGAUAUGCGGUGACACUUUCAUUAAGUCUUUACUGCCAUGUGAGCUGAGCAUACUAAUAGGAGGAAUGGAAUGCAUAAAUAUGGAAGAAUUAGAGCGAUACACAAUCUAUAAUGGGUACAGGAGAGAUUCUGAACUUAUUCAGUCAUUCUGGGAGAUAUUCAAGCAGUACGACAUUACAAUGCAGAAAAAGUUUUUGCGUUUUGUCACAGGAACUGAUAGGGCACCUUCUGGAGGGCUCAGCCGAAUGGCUCUUGUAUUUAUGAGAAAUGGCGGCGACACUGACCGCCUUCCCUCUUCACAGACCUGUUUUAAUACGUUUCUUAUCCCAGAAUAUUCUAAUAAGAAGAAAUUAAAGGAAAAAUUGGAUUUAGCAAUAAGUAACACAGAAGGGUUCUUCCUUCUUUAGUUGCUAUAAAUAAAUGCUAUUACAGGGCCACG
Nematocida parisii ERTm1 is the source of this 2423-nucleotide messenger RNA. RefSeq lists its product as uncharacterized. The record is from RefSeq and is a predicted model, not a curated record. The coding region runs from base 1 to 2391 and encodes 796 amino acids. Gene Ontology annotation, molecular function: ubiquitin-protein transferase activity. The transcript has a single exon. Lineage: Eukaryota; Fungi; Microsporidia.